AUGGGCAGACACGCGCACACACCCGCGGACAUCGACGUCGAGCCCCGCGCGGCCCCCUGCAGCUUCGGCUGCGCAGCUGCCCUGCGGCGCUACCUCUUGCGAGGCGGGGCGGCUGGCGACCUGUCGGGCGCAGCGGGCGACGCAUUCGCGAUUGCCGACAAGCCCCCGAACGAGAGGGAGGAAGCGGCCGUCGCGGACUGCGGCAUGCAGCAGGGCGCGUCGGCGCGCGACGCGAGUGUGGACAGCCAAGUCCAGACUUUGCGGGAUAAUUGCGUGAUCAGUCGGUUGUUUACCGUGCGGGGCGUCCAGCCUGGCGUUCCAGGUUUGAGAUUGGAGCAUUUCUUGUUCGAUUCGAUGCAUGUUGCUGACCUUGGUAUUCUUGCCUACUUCAUGGCAACGGUUUUGUGGUUGCUCGUUCGGCUUGGGUAUUUCGGCAAUUUCACGGAUGCGGACCAUGACGAGGUGGACGUUGCCAUGAGCGAUGCCUUGAAGCAGUACUAUAAAGCCAAGGGGGUUCCAGAUCGCGAGCGCCAGAUCGGGCUGAAGGUGCAGAUGCUCGGUGAUGAGAACUCCCCAUAUCUCAAGCUCAAGGCUGGCAAAAGCAGGUCGCUGUUACCGUUUGUUGUGUUUACCCUCAGACAGAAAGGUGGCCGAGACUUACUUGACAGACAUGACCCCGUCCAGCUUGACGGCACAAAGCUGUUGACUGUGGGCGAGGGCAUGGUGGAGUAUUACGCGAUCAUGAAGUCGCAGCCCCGCAACAUGGAAGAGUUAGCGUUGCUACAGUUGCAAGCCGUGGUCGAUCGGACCAUGAACGCAUGGAUCGCCACUGGCCGCAGCUGCCAGAUGAAGUGGCAUGUUUUCGGCAAGCACAUUGUCGACCAAGCCCGUUGGGCUGGCAACCCUGCGUGGUCCCACAAUUAUCGGGGCGAGUCUGAGAAUUUCGACACUCGGAAGAGGGCAGCCUCCAUCAAUCGGACCAAGUUCGCUGUCAACAGCUUGGUCAAAUGGUACCUGUCAUACCUGCAGAAGCAGGCCCUGAUUGACGAGAUCGCGAGGCUCUUGCAGCAGCUGCGAGACGCAGAUGCGGCGCGCACCCAGGCACUGGAGAGCAAGGCUCAAGAGAUUCGAGCGCUGCACAUCGAGACUUACGAACUAGGCGAGGAGCUGGCCGCGAUGCGCAUCAUACUCAACCAAGUAGCGCCCGACAGGCUGGUUCAGCACGACCGCGAGUUCAGCGUCCAGAUGAGGAUCGCGGCGCUACUCUGGGAAGCGCUGGCCAGCAGGCGCCGCCUGCGGGCGCCGCACCUCGUCCCGAGGGAGCUGGCCGCGCUGGCAAGGCUGCAGGCCAAGCUCGGCAGGCUGGCCGCGCAGGACUUGGUCGGCGACAUCGGCCUGAACGAGGCCCAGAAGGCGAGCAGGCAGAAGGACCUUGAGCGCCAGUUGCGCGCGACGGGCGCCAUGACCUACUGCCAGCUGAGGUCUUCCUUUCCUUCCCUGGCGGGCCCUGGGUUAGCCGUGGAGUUUGGAUCCCCGGAUGGGUCCCAGCGCGGCGCGCAGCCCGCAUUGGUGGCGGCCGCCGCUGGGCUGGCGGCCGCGGCCCGCAGAGGGGCGGUCUCGCUGCUGGCGCCGGGCGCCGCCCGCUGCCGCGGCGCGCGGGCGCGCGGGGCGGCGUCGUGCAGGGAGGCGGCGGUGGCGCUGAAGCUGCUGGAGAGCGCCUGCCCCGCCCCCGCACCGCCCUGGCGGCGUCCGCGGCGGGGCAGGGCGCGGCGGCCUACGCCGGCCCGUCGGGCGGCGCCGGGGAGCCGCUGGGGGAGCCGCCCGCGCCGCCGGGUGGACCGCCGUCGGCCGAGCAGGCGUUCUCGCGCAUCUACUCGCAGGGGGAGUGGAACCGUGGCCACGAGGCCAACUCCGGGCUCGGCUCGCGCAUGGAGACGACCCAGGAGUUCCGCAGCUUCCUCGAGCUCUUCCUGCGCAGGACGGGCGCGAGGACCGUCGUGGACGCAGGGUGCGGCCAUUGGCCGACGGGCUACCAGCGCUUCAUGGAUUGGCAGGCUGCGCGCCUCCGUAGACGUCGGGCGUCGUCGAGGAGAACCUCGCGUACUUCGCCGACGCGGAGCACCUUCGGGCGGCGGGGCUGGCCAGCGCCACCUGCCUCCGCGGCGACCUGAGCCGGCGCCUACCGGCGGCGGACCUGCUGUUGGUCAAGGAGACGUGUUGAUGCAUUUGCCGAAUGCUGACAUUGCGGAGUUCUUGAGGAACACCAUAUAUUGCCCAGAACCUCCAUACAGGUCUUCGAUUGUUCCUCCACUUCCUCCUACAUAUGUUGUUAUGCUUCAUCUCCCUGCCCCUUUCAUGUUGCAUUAUUACACUCUCUACCUCCUCCUCCCCCCUGGCUGCAAAGCUACGCGGGCUCGCGGGGUAAGGCGGAGGCCUUUUUGCUCUGGAUAUGCUCGAUAGCUCAAGCUGGCUCCGGACGUAAGGAGAUCUGACUCUCAUCAGUCAUCAGAUACCUUUGGAGGCAGAGGUGGUACCAAAAAACAGUCCGCUAAGCGAUGUCUCUC
This is a messenger RNA of Prorocentrum cordatum, 2564 nucleotides long. Lineage: Eukaryota; Dinophyceae; Prorocentrales; Prorocentraceae. The record is from the annotation of a GenBank genome assembly.